CGCUUACAUAUUACCCAUAAUUCCUUUUACUUUCUCUUUCUGUCAGCCUCUCAAGAUGCCGAAAGGGAAGAAAGCCAAGGGGAAGAAGGUGGCCCCGGCUCCUGCUGUGGUGAAGAAGCAGGAGGCCAAGAAGGUGGUAAAUCCCCUGUUUGAGAAGAGGCCGAAGAACUUCGGCAUUGGACAGGACAUCCAGCCCAAGAGAGACCUCACCCGCUUUGUCAAAUGGCCCCGUUACAUCCGGUUGCAGCGGCAGAGGGCUAUCCUGUAUAAGCGGCUGAAGGUGCCUCCUGCGAUUAACCAGUUCACCCAGGCCUUGGACCGCCAAACAGCUACCCAGCUGCUUAAACUCGCCCAUAAGUACAGACCAGAGACAAAGCAAGAGAAGAAGCAGAGGCUGUUGGCCCGGGCUGAGAAGAAAGCUGCUGGCAAAGGAGAUGUCCCCACGAAGAGACCACCGGUCCUCAGAGCAGGUGUUAACACUGUCACUACCCUGGUAGAGAACAAGAAGGCUCAACUAGUGGUGAUCGCACACGAUGUGGACCCCAUUGAGCUGGUUGUGUUCCUGCCUGCCCUAUGUCGCAAGAUGGGGGUCCCUUACUGUAUCAUCAAGGGGAAGGCCAGGCUGGGGCGUCUAGUCCACAGGAAGACAUGCACCACUGUUGCUUUCACACAAGUCAACUCGGAAGACAAAGGUGCUCUAGCUAAGCUGGUGGAGGCAAUCAGGACCAACUACAACGACAGAUAUGAUGAGAUCCGCCGUCACUGGGGAGGCAAUGUCCUGGGUCCCAAAUCUGUGGCUCGCAUCGCUAAGCUGGAAAAGGCAAAGGCUAAAGAACUUGCCACUAAACUGGGCUAAGUGUAUCGAGUUUUCUGUACAUAAAAUAAUAAAUCAUCAACCUAG
This is a messenger RNA of Fukomys damarensis (Damara mole-rat), 901 nucleotides long. RefSeq names its product ribosomal protein L7a (gene Rpl7a). Gene Ontology annotation, biological process: ribosome biogenesis. The coding region runs from base 56 to 856 and encodes 266 amino acids. NCBI's taxonomy places the organism in Eukaryota, Metazoa, Chordata, Mammalia, Rodentia, Bathyergidae. The record is from RefSeq and is a predicted model, not a curated record. The transcript is spliced from 8 exons. Gene Ontology annotation, cellular component: ribonucleoprotein complex.